Molecule: messenger RNA, 1896 nt
Organism: Pteropus alecto (black flying fox)
Lineage: Eukaryota; Metazoa; Chordata; Mammalia; Chiroptera; Pteropodidae
Gene: LIN37
Product: lin-37 DREAM MuvB core complex component
Exons: 9
Coding region: 1108-1860 (250 amino acids)
Biological process (GO): negative regulation of transcription by RNA polymerase II
Cellular component (GO): transcription repressor complex; Myb complex
Source: RefSeq, a predicted model, not a curated record
AUACUACUCAGAACCCUCUGAAAUAGGAACUUUCUUGCUCUGGAACUCUACUUUACAGAUGCAGAAUUAAGAAAGGAAUAAUGCUUCUAUUACUAGAGGCUACUGUCCUGUACUGGUAAUAUGUAAAUUUGAAAACAUUACUUUCCCAGUUGGCCUUAGUAUGCUCAUCUAAAGUGUCACAAUGCUACCUCUUAGAAUUUAUCUGGAUCAAGGCAUAUGUGGUAAAGUGAAAUUCCGCAUUUUCUGAAGAUGUCUGCUUUAUUAGAGAAGGCUUCCUUGACCAUCCUAUUUAAAAUUUUAAUCCCUAUCUUGGUACUACGUCCCUUUCACGCUAUAUUCUUUUCCCUACUACAUUUAAUUAAAAAUGUUUUUAUUGUUUAUCUGCCAUCCUCUAAAAUAUAUACUCUAUUAGGGCAAAGAAUUUUGUCUGUUUUAUUCACUGCAUGUCCCUAGUGACUACAGGAGUGACUAGCACACUAAUAGAUAUUUGCUAAGUGAAUAAGGUUGUGCCUGUAAAGAGAUUAACAGGUAGCUGGCACUUAGCGAAUGCUCAGUAAAAAGCAACGCAGCCUAACUCCAGACUUGUCUUCCUAUUGGGGACAGGAGGGACUCCUACGGUUAUAUAAAUCCUGUUAUACCUAAAUUGGUGUUACUCAAAGCUUCUAUCAUUACAAGUUCCAAAAGCCUCUCGAUGCCUUUAUCCUAUGUCUCCCACCGUUCCUCGCGCGGCAGAGUCUCGGGAAUUAGAACUACACCUCCCAGAAAGCGCCCGGGAUGUCGUUGGUUUGUUUCCGGAAACGGGUCCCCAGAAAGGUGGGGCUUAGAGCUGAGAGCCGACAGCGGCAGCUGUCAAUUGGUCGGGGUACCAGAUCGACGGUUGUAUUGACUAAUGGGAACAAGCGACUGCCGAAGGGUGUCGCCCACAGAAGGGGAACUGGAGGUGGUGGCGGCGGCGGCGGCGGCAGGGGUCUUGGCCGGACGCUAAUCAGGGCGGAGCGGUGUCCGCACCCGAAGCUUAUGUUUGACCGCUCCGCUUCUGCCUCCGGCCUUGACUUGUGACCCUAGGUUCCUUUGGGAUUCUCUGAUCCAGCUAGCCAGCCGCAAACCAUGUUCCCGGUGAAAGUGAAAGUGGAGAAAUCAGAGUUGGAGAUGGCCAAGGCCCGGAAUCAACUGGAUGCUGUUCUGCAGUGUCUGCUGGAGAAGAGUCACAUGGACAGGGAGCGUCUGGAUGAGGAAGCUGGGAAGACCCCCUCAGACACCCACAACAAGGAUUGCUCCAUCGCGGCCACUGGCAAACGGCCAUCUGCCCGCUUCCCCCACCAGCGGAGGAAGAAGAGGAGGGAGAUGGAUGAUGGGCUGGCCGAGGGAGGGCCACAGCGAUCCAAUGCAUAUGUGAUCAAGCUGUUUGACCGGAGUGUGGACUUGGCUCAGUUCAGCGAGAACACACCACUGUAUCCAAUCUGCCGUGCAUGGAUGCGCAACAGCCCCUCAAUGCGUGAGCGUGAACGCUCGCCCAGCUCACCACUGCCCCCACUGCCUGAGGAUGAGGAGGUGGGAUGGGUGGGUUCAGAGGUCACCAAUAGCAAGAGUCGUGACGUGUACAAGUUGCCUCCGCCCACAGCCCCUGGGCCACCUGGAGAUGCCUGCAGAUCCCGAAUCCCAUCCCCACUGCAGCCUGAGACCCAGGGUACCCCUGAUGAUGAGCCCUCUGAGCCUGAGCCCUCACCCUCCACACUCAUCUACCGCAAUAUGCAACGCUGGAAACGCAUCCGCCAGAGGUGGAAGGAGGCAUCUCAUCGGAACCAGCUUCGUUACUCAGAAAGCAUGAAGAUUUUACGGGAGAUGUAUGAGCGACAGUGAUAUUCCACCCCAAUAAACAUUUACCUCCUCACACUG